Messenger RNA from Aspergillus puulaauensis, 2859 nucleotides. Its product is annotated as ATP-binding protein. Gene Ontology annotation, molecular function: ATP hydrolysis activity; ATP binding. NCBI's taxonomy places the organism in Eukaryota, Fungi, Ascomycota, Eurotiomycetes, Eurotiales, Aspergillaceae. The transcript has a single exon. The record is from RefSeq and is a predicted model, not a curated record. Gene Ontology annotation, cellular component: mitochondrial outer membrane. The coding region runs from base 1 to 2859 and encodes 952 amino acids.
AUGCAACAGGGUAGGCUCCUCUGCUCACUCGUACGACCCUGCCGUUUUGUUGCGCAUCGCCGAUAUCCCGCAGUUGUCACAUCUCCGUUGCGACGCUUCCACCUCUCGCAGGCUAGGUGCUCGUCCACACCUUCUGACCCCAAGGACAGCCGAGACCCAAUUUCCGAAAACCUCCCGGGCGGAAUCUCAACCCUCAAUGGCGGCCACAGUCCGAACGAACCCCAUGCGGCGGUUGAGACGCCAGUAGAACAGCCAAGCACAAAAGAGUCAGGCCCUUACGGUUCGGCGAUACGGAGAGCACUCAGGAAUAGAAAACGCACUAAAGAAGUUGCUAUUCCGACUGUCUCAGUCCCUGACUGGUUUCGCCAACGGAAUACAGUACUCAGCGAGGAGAGCACAAGGGAGACGCAACGGCAGGUGAACAUCCGCACCAUCACACCGGAUGGUAAAGCUUCUGCGGAUGGUAAAGCUUCUGGUGGUAGCGGAGACGAGCCCCCUGCAGGAGAUGAUUGUGUUGACACCCAAAACCGCUAUGCGUUGACGGACGCCUUAUGGGAAGAGCUAUGCGCCUCCGCCAGGGCUGGUUUACGACUACCGCCAGCAAAAUAUGCCACUGAGCCUUCAACACGCAAGUCGCACCUUGGCCUCCACUAUCCGGGCACCGAUGGGAUCUUGUUUUUAGACGCGGUAAUAAAACGUCUCGCGGACGAGCUCAGCGCCGACGUAAUGACGCUCAACGCGCAAGACAUCGCCCAGCUCUGCACCGAGCAGGAUUUAGCGGAUACAGGUAGAACCUCACCCAUCCGAUUGCUUGGCUACGAGGUGUACCGACCAUCAAUAUCGGAUGCGUGGCGGGAGUCUAGCGAGGGAAUAAAUGAUGAAGAGGAAGGCGACACGGACACGAUGAUUCCACGGAACUUCCGCCAGGACGGUAGACCGAAGUUCAUAACAAUCGAGAACUCUCGCGAACCUGGAGAUAUUCCCCUUCCCAACUUAUUCGGCCUCAAGGGCUUGGUCGCGGCAAUCAAUCCAUCAGACAGUUCGGCCGGCGCCACAUCCCAGCCGUCUUUCGAUCGAUCUGAAGAACGGAGACUUCAACUUUUGCAUAAGCUUCUCUCAUCUCCUGGAAAACUCUCACAGCAACCAACUAUUCAAAAUACAGCCAAUGAAGAGCCACCUAGCGACUCUGACAGUCCGCAACCGGAACAGACGCGUGAUAUUAUUGUUCAGGUCCAAGAUUGCGUCGACAUACAGAAUACCCGUGAAGGUUCCAGGUUCUUAAAUCUGUUACUUAAGGUUAUUCAAGAUCGCCGGAAGGACGGACAUCGGGUUCUAUUUAUUGGCACUGCGGCUCAAGACGUUUCCCCUGAUUCUGAUUCCUCAAGCCUACUGCAAACUGCGUUCGAUGAUCAGUACUCCCAGACGGUCCUUGUCACGCCGGCCAUGAAAGCUGAAGCUACGGAAAAGACCUUCGCGGAAGAUCGAAGAAAACGGACCUUAGAUAUCAACAUUCGACACCUUCAGAGCAUGCUCCGGACACGGCUUGAGGAGCAGCCUUCGGCAGUGAAGGAUGAAGUUUUCCAAACAACUUCUUGGCCGCUAGAAGAGCCUCUUGUGAAAGAUUCGGGUCUCGAUGAGCGGUAUUGGUCGUAUAAUCAGGUACACUGGGCGACAACACUUGCCCUUGGAAGCCUUCGUGGGGAUGAGGUGUUUGGAUUUGAGCACAUUCAGCGUGCGCUCAAAAUGAUACAGAAGACAGAUUCUAUCAGAGACGAGUGGCUGCAAGAACGAACGCCGAAACCCAAGCCCAACGAAACAGACAACAAUCGUGAGCGGUUGAUUUCCUCUCUCCGCAAAAGUUGCAACUCACACGAGAAAAAGCUGUUGAAUGGCGUUGUUGACGCAAAAAGCAUUCGCACUACCUUUGCGGAUGUGCAUGUUCCGCCCGAGACAAUUGACGCGUUGAAAACCCUCACUUCGCUAUCGCUUAUUCGUCCGGAGGCGUUUACCUAUGGCGUAUUAGCUACUGACAAGAUCCCGGGCUUACUUCUUUACGGACCUCCGGGUACUGGAAAGACUAUGCUUGCAAAGGCUGUGGCUCGUGAAAGUGGAGCAACGGUGCUCGAAGUCAGCGGGUCUGAAGUGUACGAUAUGUAUGUUGGUGAAGGGGAGAAGAACGUCAGGGCCAUUUUUACCCUGGCCAAGAAGCUUAGUCCUUGCGUCGUCUUCGUAGAUGAAGCAGACGCCAUCUUUUGCUCCCGUACUGGGGCCAGCAGCCGCACAUCCCAUCGGGAACUGAUCAAUCAAUUCUUGCGAGAGUGGGAUGGGAUGAAUGACACGUCUACGUUUAUCAUGGUUGCCACAAACAGGCCAUUUGAUCUAGACGAUGCGGUGCUCCGUCGCCUCCCAAGGCGAUUACUUGUGGACCUUCCCACCGAACAAGACCGUCACGCAAUCCUAAAGAUUCAUCUGAAAGAAGAAAUCCUAGAACCUUCUGUCGACCUCGCGGAAUUGGCACGUCGCACACCGCUAUACUCCGGCUCUGAUUUGAAAAACCUCUGCGUCGCAGCUGCGUUGGCCUGUGUACGGGAGGAAAACAGUUUGGCUCAGCAACAUACGGGAGAAGGUGCAUACCAGUAUCCCGAAAGGCGAACCUUGACACGGACACAUUUCACCCGCGGUAUGGAAGAGAUCAGUGCUUCCAUCAGCGAAGACAUGUCAUCACUUUCCGCGGUCCGUAAGUUCGACGAGCAGUAUGGAGAUCGCAAGGGCCGGCGCAAGAAGAGUCCCGGAUGGGGAUUCGCAACGCAUGUCAGUGAUGACGCUGCUGCAUCCGACGCCGCAAGAGUGCGAACGUGA